Messenger RNA from Salvelinus namaycush (lake trout), 2298 nucleotides. RefSeq names its product phospholipase C, delta 1a (gene plcd1a). The record is from RefSeq and is a predicted model, not a curated record. Gene Ontology annotation, molecular function: calcium ion binding; phosphatidylinositol-4,5-bisphosphate phospholipase C activity. The transcript is spliced from 16 exons. NCBI's taxonomy places the organism in Eukaryota, Metazoa, Chordata, Actinopteri, Salmoniformes, Salmonidae. Gene Ontology annotation, biological process: lipid metabolic process; phosphatidylinositol-mediated signaling. The coding region runs from base 1 to 2298 and encodes 765 amino acids.
AUGUGUCUGGUUGUGAUGUCCAAAGUUGAGAAAGAGAAAAUCCUCAAGGAGUGCCACGACAACCCAGGUUUAGAGGGCGAUGUGGACCUCCAGGUCCUGCUGGUGGGGGGAAAGCUGAUGAAAGUAAAGUCUUCCUCUUGGAAAAAGGUCCGAAUGUACAAGCUGCAUGAUGACUACGUGACCGUAUGGCAAGAGUCACACAGGAUCUUCAAGAGAAAACAGAACUUUUCCAUUGAUGACGUAGACUCUGUGCGUAAGGGCCGUCAGUCGGAGGGUCUUCAGAAGCACACAGAGGCCCACGUGGAGGACCUCUGUUUCUCCAUCUUCUUUAAGGGCCGCAGGAGGAACCUGGACCUGGUGGCGACCUCGGUGGAGGAGGCUAGGCAGUGGGUCAACGGUCUGGAGAAGAUCCUCUCUAACAUGAAGAAACUCAACCGCCAGCAGACGAGCGAGCACUGGAUCUUCAACUGUAUGAGGAAAGCAGACAAGAACAAUGACAACAUGAUGACUCUGAAGGAGCUGAAACACUUCCUCCGACAGAUCAACAUCGAGGUGGACGACGCCUACGCUAAAUUGCUGUUUACAAAAUGUGACACGUCAAACUCUGGCACCCUGGAGGGUGCUGAAAUCAAACACUUCUAUGACCUGUUGACUCACCGGGAGGAGAUCGAUGUGAUCUACAAGAAGCACGCCACCACGGGGGGGCAGAUGAGCGCCGAUGACCUGCUCAACUUCCUGCUGAAUGAGCAGCGUGAGGUGGCCACCUUGGAGGACGCUUUAAGACUCAUAGAGAAAUACGAGCUGGACGACUCAGCAAAGCAUAUGAAUCACAUGACCAAAGAUGGCUUCCUGAUGUACAUGCAACAGGAGGAGGGGUCUAUCUUCAACCCCGCCCACAAGAAGGUGUUCCAGGAUAUGAGCCAGCCAAUCAACCACUACUUUAUCAGCUCUUCCCACAACACCUACCUGAUGGAAGACCAGCUCAAAGGCCCCAGCAGCACAGAGGCCUAUAUCAAGGCCCUGAUGAAGAGUUGUCGCUGUGUGGAGUUAGACUGUUGGGACGGGGCCCAGGGGGAGCCAGUCAUCUACCACGGCCACACCCUCACCUCCAAGGUCCUGUUUAAAGACGUCAUCAAGGCCAUCAAGGAGUAUGCCUUCAAGACAUCAGAGUACCCAGUGAUCCUGUCCCUGGAGAACCACUGUACCUUGGAGCAGCAGAAACUGAUGGCCAAGCACAUGAUCUCCAUCCUGGGCAGCGCCCUGCUCACUUCUCCCCUGGAGGACCAGAUGCCCACUGCCUUCCCCUCACCCCAGGAGUUGAAGGGUCGGUUCAUCAUCAAGGGGAAACGUCUGAACAAGCUGGAUGCCGUCUUCAGCGGUACUAGUCCUGGAGUAGAGGAAGACUGUGUCUCAGAGGAGGACGAGGCUGCAGAGACCAACUCCAACGGACAGAAGGCCAAAGCCAAGAAGUCAAAGAUCAAGCUUGCCAAGCAGCUGUCUGACCUGGUGAUCUACUGUAAGAGUGUCCACUUCUCAGGGUUUGAGCACGCUAAAGACACCCAGGCCUUCUAUGAGAUGUCCUCCUUUAAAGAGAGCAAGGCUGUUAACCUGGCCGAGACAGCAGCUAAAGCCUUUAUCCAACACAACAUGACCAAGCUGAGCCGUAUCUACCCAGCGGGCUCCAGAACAGCCUCCUCCAACUACAACCCAGUUCCCCUGUGGAACGCAGGCUGUCAGAUAGUGGCGCUGAACUUCCAGACUCCCUCUAAGGAGAUGGACCUGAACCAGGGCCGGUUCCGAUCCAACGGGCUGAGUGGAUACGUCCUGAAGCCUGAAUUCCAGAGAGACCCUGGGUCAGAGUUCAAUCCUAUGACCCUAACCAAGGGACCCUGGAUCAAACGCCAGGCCUUCCACAUCAUGGUGAUCUCAGCCCAGCAACUGCCCAAGCUAAACAAGGACAAGCCUAAAUCCAUCGUGGACCCACUGGUUAAAGUGGAGAUCUACGGUGUUCCACGUGACACGUGCAGCAAGGAGACACGCUCCAUCGAGAACAACGGUUUUAACCCCAUGUGGAAUGAGACGUUCCAGUUUGACAUCCAGGUACCAGAGCUGGCCAUGUUGCGCUUCCUGGUCGAAGACUAUGACGCUACCUCACAGAACGACCUGAUUGGACAUUACUGCCUGCCACUGACCAGUCUACAGAACGGUUACCGCCACGUCCCUCUGCUCACCAAGCGUGGUGAUGUCAUCCCCUCCGCCGGCCUGUUUGUUCACCUCAUGCUGCUGGACGCCAAAUAG